GUCGGCCGGCUGCACAUGUUCCACGGCCUGCCCGGCUGGGACGAGAUGGCUCCACGGCCGCUGUUCCCCGUCCCGCAGACGCCGCACGACGCGCCGCGUGCGCCGCACGAGGCCGACCGCACCGAGAACGGGCGCGCUAUCCGGUCCUCCACCGGCAAGAAGGUGCGCCGCCGCAAGCCCAACGAGCGCAAGAGUAUCAAGCGCGCGCCAGCGUCGGCCGAGCCGGGCGGCGAGCUGGAGGAUCGCUCGCCGCGCACCUGGAUACAGGAGAGCACCUCCGACUCGGAGGCCGGCGGCGCCGAGGCCCGGCUGCGCGCCGCCCAGGCGCGUGUGCGCCAGGCGGCGUUGGUGUUGCUGCACUCGGUGGUGAGCUUCAGCGACAAGCGGCACAUGCUGGGCUUCUGGCCGUCGUUGGUGCCGGACACGCCGCACGUGCCGGCGCGCACGCUGAUGACAGUGGUGCUGCAGGACCCGGCGGCGCGCUGCCGGCUCGGCGCCGCCUCCGUACUGCGGGAGAUGCUCGACUCGAGCCGCUUCUUCUUGACAGGGGUCGAUGACCGCGUGCCGGCCGGGCCGGCGCCCUUCACGCCCUACUCGGUGACCAUGGCGUGCCUGGUAAAGGAGCUGCACCGCGGCCUGCUGUUGGCGCUGCUGGCCGAGAAGUCGCCGCUCACGCUAGCCGCCGUGCUGCGCGCGCUCGCCACGCUCGUGGCCAACGCUCCGUACCACCGGCUGCGCGUCGGCUUGCUGACCAAAGUCAGUCGACACGUGCGCGCGUUCCUCUCGCACCGCAACCACGACGUCAAGAUGGCGGCGCUGUCGGUGCUGAUCAACGUGGUGUCGAUCCACGAGCCUCUGCCUGAGGUGUUCCAGCUGCUGCGCGCGCCGUCGCUGCUGGACGAGGCCUCGUCCACCGACGCGCGCGACUCGGCCACCUCUGCGGACGAGGUCACUGCCGACGCCGGCGACGAACUAGAGCUGCUGGAGGACGAUGACGAGCCUGACGAGGAGGCGGAGCCGGGCGCGCCGGCCGUCCGGUCCUGGCUGUGGGUGCGCUGCCGCGCCUUCGUGCUGCGUCAGCGCGACGCACCGCCGGCCACGUUCUUUUACCCGACGCCGGUGCGCCUGCAGGCCAUGCGCACGCUCUGCGCGCUGGCCAAGAACUACUUCGCGGCGGUGGCCGGCUGCCUGCCGGAGGUGAGCGCGCUGCUCGAGCGCUGCAUGUGCGACGAGGACAUGUCGGUGCGCCUGCACGGCGCGCACCUGCUCGAGUGCGUGGGCGACGCGGCGGCGGCGGUGGCGUCGGGCGCGGCCGCCUACGACCUGUGGCUGGCAGCGCUGGCCAGGCCGCUGCCGGCGCUGUUCGCGCCCGACCAGAAGCCGUUCGUUCGCGCCGCCGCGUGCCACGCGCUCAGCACGUUGGGCGCCGGCGUGUUCGAGCGGCUGCCGCGCGACAAGCAGCUGUUGUGCGUGACGCUGCUGCUGCCGCUGGCGGCCGACGAGGAGGGCAGCGUGCGCUGCGCGGCCGUCCGCGCCGCCGGCGUGUUCGUGCGGCUUCCCAGCCUGGCCGACGACCCCGGCUACCUGCUGGACACGGCCGAGGCGGCGUGCGCUCCCGCCACCGCCGCUCACCCCUUCCCGCAGGUGCGCAUCAACGCCGUGUGGACGCUGGCCAACCUGACCGACUCACUGGUGCAGCGGCCCGCCUGGCAGCCGCUGGCCACCGUCGUGCUGGCCAACAUGACGGCCGUGGCGCUGCGCGCCGCCUCCGACAGCGACAAGGUGAAGGUGAACGCUGUACGCGCGCUGGGCAACCUGCUGCGCCACUUCCCGGCCGAGGUGGCCGCCGACGGGCGCAUCGCGCCGCUCGUGCCCAACUGCGUGGCUGCUCUUGUGCGCUGCAUGAGCACCGGCAACAGCGUCAUCCACAUGAAGGUGCGCUGGAACGCCUGCUACGCCGCCAGCAACGUGUUCAAGAACGGAUGCCUGCCGUUUGCCACGGCUGCCUGGCGGCCGCCGCUUAUCGAGGCACUCUGUAAGUUGGCCAGCAAUUUCAAGAACUUCAAGGUGCGCAUCAACGCGGCGCUGGCGCUGGCGUCGCCGACGGACCGCACCGCGUACGGCGACCAGUUCCUGAUGGCUUGGAGCCGCAUGCUGGAGGCCCUGGAGACGGCGCAGAACAUCACCGACUUCAACGAGUUCAAGCACCGCGACACACUGCUACGCCAGGUCUGCCUCACGCUUUGCCACCUGGCGGCUCUGCUGCAGGCAGCGGAUCUGGCGCAGGCAGCUGACGCGCUUGCCGCGCACCUGGAGACAGUCACGGCGCACAUGAGUCGGCUACCCAGCGCCCUGCUACCCGAGCAGUCAGCACCCCUGCUGGCGGCUCGCGAGAACCUCAGGCUACUGAAGCAGAACAGAGGUGGCGCGCUCAGCGCCGACAAGACCGAGGCGCUCAAACUUCUCUCAGAUGUCUUUGAAGCCACAGUUGAUGACCACCAUGUGCUCUGACUCAGGUCGUGUGUGUUUGACUCAGGCCGCAUGCAUUUGAGUCAUGCCACCUAUUUGAGCUCGGGCUGAAACGUGGAGCUUUCUCGAGAAGGGUUACGUGGCAUCCGUGAUAAUUGUGAGUGGCACAUGAUUAACAAGUGAGAAUGCGUGUGUUUAGUUAAACUGUGUGACAAGUUCGUGCUAUUGGUGGACAGUCGUUUGUUUUGUGCAAGGCAGGCAUUGCGCGAACUGACUGUGGUGGCCUGACUAUUUUUCCACUACGGCGUCCCGGAACUAUGUCGAUCCAAACCGACACAGGUGAUUUCUAAUUCAGAUUUCAGUUAUGAUUAACCCUAUUGAUGGCGAAACAUGCGAUUUGCCACUUGAGCCCCUACAGAGCCGUGUGAUGGCGUGGUUUUUGAACGCACCGUGCGCCUGCAAUGCCUGGACCGUCAGGCCUGGAUGUUUUAUGUUGAAGUUGACAGUUGAUGCUAA
Messenger RNA from Pollicipes pollicipes, 2985 nucleotides. RefSeq names its product HEAT repeat-containing protein 6. Lineage: Eukaryota; Metazoa; Arthropoda; Thecostraca; Pollicipedomorpha; Pollicipedidae. The transcript has a single exon. The coding region runs from base 16 to 2511 and encodes 831 amino acids. The record is from RefSeq and is a predicted model, not a curated record.